Molecule: messenger RNA, 2921 nt
Organism: Argiope bruennichi
Lineage: Eukaryota; Metazoa; Arthropoda; Arachnida; Araneae; Araneidae
Exons: 10
Coding region: 271-2760 (829 amino acids)
Molecular function (GO): nucleic acid binding
Source: RefSeq, a predicted model, not a curated record
AAAUUAUGUACUCGAACUAGGACAAUGAAAGUAAAAUUAACUGUUUUUGGAUGGUCAUGGAGAAAGUGUAAUUCAAAUUGGAACGUGGAAUUAUUUUUUAAAAAAAAUUGAUAAAAUAUAAAGAAAAACAAAUUUAAAAUCAAACAGCUAUAGGAAAACAUCCUUAUUCUCUAGACCAGAUCAAUUCAGUGACAAAAUUUCAGGUUUCUUUCAUUUAUUUUAUAACGCUGUACCAUUUCAAACCUUCUGUGAUACAGCCUGUUAAGUGCUAUGGCACAUAUUGAUUUUGAAGAAUAUCGUGCUCCUUGGGAAACUGGACCUCACUGGGAGUUGAAAAGAGAGUUUAUGGAAAAAUACCAGAAUGAUUAUUCAUUAGAUAGAUUACUAUGCUUAGCUCAGGCCUAUUCUAACAUAGAAUUAUUACAUUGCAGUUAUCCAGAACCUGUCAUGCGUGAAGUUUACCAGUUAUCAUGCCAGUUAAAAGGAUGUAAAAGAUUUCGAGAAGCAGAGGCAGAUUUGGAAAGAAGAAGAAAGGAAAAAUUAGAAAUGCAGCCAAAGAAAGUUGGUAAGAGAACUUUGUCUGAUGAAAUCUCUGUCAAGCCCUAUAAAUUCAUCAAGUUUUGUUCUCCUAAUGAAGUUACUGAUGUGUCAAAAUUAAGUAAUGAUUAUGAUAAAACUUCAAAUGAAAAUAUUAAUUGUGACACUAGAGCUUCAAAUGAUUCUAGAACAUCAGCGGAUCCAAAAGACUCUAAUAAGAACACUGUUUCUGUUAAUACUGAUAGUAAUGGUACUGCUUUACUAAAGGAUAAUAGCAAUGCUAUUUUUUUAAUAUCGCAUUCUCCUGAUUUUGGUUUGAUACAAAAGAUUGCUACUGCAAUACCAAAAAAGUCUAAAAGUCCUCUUGAAAGUAUGGAAUCAGCAAUUGAAGUAUCUGGCCUAGAAAAUGCUGUUAAAUAUGUGUUUUUGCAAGAUGAUUCAGUGAUUUGCUGUCAGUUUUAUAUUGGAAAUACUUUAGUUGCUACUGGAAGAGAUACUACUGAAAAAUAUGCUAAAGAAAAGGCAGUGCAUUAUGGUGUAGAAAUAUUAAUCAAUUUGUCACAUUUACCAUGUAAAACUCUUGAGGAUCUAAAGGAAGAAUUACAAAAUUGGAUAAAAGCCACAAACUCUAUGUUACUCUGGUCUGAAAUAUCUUUAGAUUUGAAAUCAAAAUCAAAACAAUUAAUGUCUCAGCUAUUAGAGAUGGAGAAAAAUCCAAUGUAUGCUGAUUUGCAUUUUAUAUUGGAAAUUGUUCAGAAACUUUUUUAUGUUAAAUUCAGGACAGAAAUGUGCAAACAAAAAACAAAAGUACCUGCUUCUCGAAUGAUUCAGGAGGCUGCUGCUAAAUUAAAAUGUGACUUGGAUGUAUAUUUCUUUCAUUUUGGUGAGGAUCCUGAUUCACUUUUGAAUCAGCGUGCUUUUUAUUGUGAUUUUGUUAUUAAAAAUAUAUUUAUCUGCCAGUCCAAAUCAUCUAGUAAAAAGAAAGCUAAGAAUGAUGCUUCUGAAAAAGGUCUUAAUCUUUUAACAAAUUUUAUUGAAAAUUGUAUAUUUCAAAAACAACAAAAUGAUCAAACUCAAGUGAAAUCAUUAAAAAGAAAUUUUGAAUCUUCAAACGGUUUUGUAACAGAUAUGAAUACUGAUGAAACUAUAAAUUAUUAUUUUUCAAAAGGGAAUAGUAGCUCAAGAGAUAAAGAAUAUUUAUCAAAUAAUAAAAAAAGUGAGUCAAAGAAACUAUUUCAUAAAAAGCCAAAAACUGAAAAUUAUUUAAAAUCUCUUGUUGCUGAAAAUUUAUCUUCUGUACCAAGCAGUGAAUGGAAUCAUCAGGAUAAUAGUGGUUCAAAAAGUAAACUUAAAUCAUUUAGAAUAAAUCACAGGCUACUGACUAAUUCUAGAAAUCAACAGCUAAUUGUCUUUGAUUUAGGUGAAAAUAGCUAUAAAAAUUCUGCCGGUCAUAUUUUAUUUAUUACUGCAAACAAGUGUAAAAAGAUAGUAAGACAUGAAGUUGAAGAAAUUCCAGUGGAUGGAUCAGGAAAUUCUGCCAAAAUGUUCAGGUAUUCCAUUACUUUGGAAGGAGAAGAAAUUGGAAAAGCACUGGCUUUAGCAGAAAAAGAAGCAAAAGCAGCUGCUAUUGAAAAUGCCGUACAGUUUUUGCAAAACCAUUUUUACACAAUUAAAAUGAAAAAUGAAAUCGAAAAAAGUUUCAUUAUUAGUCGGAGUCACAUCUUAAAUGCUGAGAAUCCUUCAAGUGUUCUAUCUGAAAGUAAUAUAGGCUGUAAGAUGUUGAAAUCAAUGGGAUGGACUGGUGGUGGUAUCGGAAAAACUAGUGGCAUAAUAGAACCAAUUGUAGCAACUGACCAUAAGUUUGGUCAUGGUCUAGGCUUUUCCGAAAACAAGGCGCAAGAGAAAAGUUUUAAGCAAAAAAUAGAAGCUUUAUUGAAAGAUUUCAGCCAAUCCAAUACAACCAGUGACCUGAUUUUUUCUACUGAAUUCAAUAAAGAAGAAAGAAAAGAAAUACAUAAGUUAGCUACACGAUAUAAUCUUAUAAAUAACAGCCGUGGAAAAGGUGAGCAAAGACAACUUUUUAUAGGAAAGAAAUUUUCACCAAUGGAGUUACUGGAACGAUUAAUUGAAGCUGGAGGAUCAACACCCAAAUAUGAAUUAGAAGACAGAUCAGUUUCAGGCAAUACAUCAGUUUCACUAAAUGAUUCUUUAAUGAUUCAGUGAUAAGGAUAAAAGAGCAAGUGAUUAUUUAUAAUUAACAGCCAUGCAAUAUUGAAUUGAAAGGAGAUAUUAUUCUUGUAAAUUUUCAUUGAACACCUUUGAAUAGAAGUUCUGUUCCAAUGUAAAUAAACCAUAUGAAUGUUUUAUUGGUGAAUAAAAAUUUG